UAACAUUAAAAACAAAAACAAAAAGUUAUGCAUCAGAAAAAACAAAAGAAAAAAAAUCUUCCAGAACGUAAAAUCCAGUUCUUCUCUAAAUAUUUCUAUUAGCUUUUACUUCUGCCACAUUAGAUUAAACCUCUGUGUCUGAACACAAGCACUGAAGUUCAGGCCUAUUACUUGCUGUCCUUUUCAUGGGAUUCUGGUUCUUGGGUCAGUAGAUAGAAUGUACAAAAAGACAAGAGAGUUUUGAUGCUUCCUGAAAUUACACACACUUGGGGAUAUAACUUUAUACUUCUGAAGAAAAUGUGCAAAAAAUACUGCACUGUUGAACUAAAACCUUGGCUACUGAGCUGCUGAAUGCACUGGUGAUUCUCUUUGAUUUUGUCCUGCAGAAGAUUCCUGAUCGUUAUGAGGAGCCCCAGGCAGAGGAUCACAUGGCUCCAAGAGAUGAGCAGCGGCGUUGGGAGGAAGACCACAUUGGGGCAGCUGCUCUCCGUUUUGGGGCCCGGGACGCCAAUCAGCGCCAUCCACGCAAAGACUAUGAGUAUGUGCUUGAGGAGGAUGAGAUGAUCCAGUUUGUGAAUGCUGUGCAAAUGCGGGGCGCAAAUCAGAACAAGGAGGAGAAGCCAGAACUGUCCCAGGCUGAACUCAAGAAGUUGUCUAUCCAGGAGGUGCGCCGCAGCCUUCCUAUUUUCCCAUACCGUGAAGACUUACUGGCCGCCAUUGCUCAACAUCAGAUGCUGAUUAUCGAAGGGGAAACCGGCUCUGGCAAGACCACUCAAAUCCCACAGUAUUUGUGCGAAGAGCCUUCACGGCAAGCCAAAACCCCACUGAAAAACAACACUGUUAAGUGCCAUCCAGAACUUUAGAAGGGGUUACACCAAGAAAGGAAUGAAGAUUGGCUGUACUCAACCCAGGCGAGUCGCAGCUAUGAGUGUUGCUGCCCGUGUUUCUCAGGAAAUGAAUGUCAAGCUUGGAAAUGAAGUAUGUUUUGAAGAGGGAGAGGGGAAGGAACAAAUUUGUAUAGUUUAUAUUACCAAUCAUUUUAGUCAGUUUAUAAUCCCUGAUUUAAUUUUGGGAUGGCCAGUAAUGAUUUUAAUGGCAGCCAAUAUCAGUGGAGAAAAAGUUGGUUCUCUGGCCUGAAAACAU
Molecule: messenger RNA, 1143 nt
Organism: Thamnophis sirtalis
Lineage: Eukaryota; Metazoa; Chordata; Lepidosauria; Squamata; Natricidae
Source: RefSeq, a predicted model, not a curated record